AAUGAAAUCCUUGAAACUCUAUACAAUAUUGCAAGCAAGAACAAGAUAUGGAGAUCUUAUAUAGGCAUGGGUUAUUACAACUGCUCAGUGCCUCAGCCCAUUGUACGGAAUUUGUUGGAGAAUGCAGGAUGGGUUACGCAGUAUACUCCUUACCAACCUGAGGUCUCCCAGGGCAGGCUGGAGAGCCUGCUAAAUUACCAGACUAUGGUGUGUGAUAUCACAGGAAUGGAUGUGGCUAACGCAUCUUUGCUGGAUGAGGGGACAGCUGCUGCAGAAGCCAUGCAAUUAUGUCACAGGCACAACAAAAGAAGGAAGUUCUACGUAGAUGCCCGAUGCCACCCUCAAACUAUAGCAGUGGUCCAAACUAGAGCAAAUUAUACAGGUGUUCUUACUGAGCUCAAAUUACCCCAUGAGAUGGAUUUUAGUGGAAAGGAUGUCAGUGGAGUAUUAUUUCAGUAUCCGGACACUGAAGGGAAGGUGGAAGACUUCUCUGAGCUUGUUGAAAGAGCUCAUCAGAAUGGGACUCUCACCUGCUGCGCUACUGAUCUUCUGGCUCUCUGUAUUCUGAAGCCUCCUGGAGAGUUUAGUGUAGAUGUUGUCCUGGGUAACUCUCAGAGGUUUGGCGUGCCACUCUGCUAUGGGGGACCCCACGCAGCAUUCUUUGCUGUCAAAGAAAAUCUAGUGAGAAUGAUGCCGGGCAGAAUGGUGGGCGUUACAAGAGAUGCAAAUGGAAAGGAGGUGUACCGACUUGCUUUGCAAACACGAGAGCAGCAUAUCAGGAGGGAUAAAGCUACCAGCAACAUCUGCACAGCUCAGGCUCUUCUGGCUAACAUGGCAGCUAUGUUUGGUGUAUACCAUGGGUCUGAUGGAUUAAGGCAUAUUGCAAGACGGGUACAUAAUGCUACUCUAAUCUUGGCUGAAGGUCUCAGGCGAGCUGGUCAUAAACUACAUCAUGAUCUGUUCUUUGAUACCUUGACGAUCACGUGUGGAUGCUCAGUCAAAGAGGUUCUGGACAGGGCAGCUCUUAGAAAGAUAAAUUUUCGGAUUUAUAGUGAUGGCAGACUUGGCGUAUCACUUGAUGAAACUGUAAAUGAGAAAGAUCUAGAUGACAUAUUCUGGAUUUUUGGUUGUGAGUCUUCAGCUGAGCUAAUUGCUGAGGGUAUGGGGGAGGAAAUCAAAGGCAUCCUUAGCACGCCAUUUAAGAGAACUUCCAAAUUCUUGACACAUCAGGUUUUCAACAGCUAUCACUCUGAGACAAAUAUCGUGCGGUACAUGAAAAGAUUAGAAAACAAAGAUAUUUCCCUUGUUCACAGCAUGAUUCCUUUGGGGUCCUGCACAAUGAAGCUCAACAGUUCAGCUGAACUUACACCUGUUUCAUGGAAAGAAUUUGCCAACAUCCACCCUUUUGUGCCCCUGGAUCAAGCUCAAGGAUAUCAGCAGCUUUUCAAGGAUUUAGAGAAGGACCUUUGUGAGAUUACUGGCUAUGACAAGAUCUCCUUCCAACCAAACAGCGGAGCCCAAGGAGAGUACACAGGUUUGGCUGCAAUCAAAGCUUAUUUAAAUGCAAAAGGAGAACGUCAUAGAACUGCAGGUGUUCAGUAUCUAAGAAAAUUAGCAGUGGUGGAGGUGGUCUACAGCGACCUGGACAACAAACAGGUCUCCACAGAUCUGCACGACAUCCAGUACACAUGGGCCAUGUACAGGAGGUCUGUGGAAAAUGCAUCAGUGUCAUACACCAACUCACUGGUUAUGACAGACUGGCCACAUCUUGAGAUACCAACUGUGGAGAGACUCUCAUCCCGGUUCCAGGGUGUUUCAAAGAGAAUCCCUGUACUUCUCAUCCCCACAGGCACUGUCUUGGCUGUCAGGGGUACCCUAUGGAGUCAGCCACCCCCUGCCAGAGGGAAAGGGAGCCCUAGGUGCACUCCACAAGGCCCACCUCAGCCUCCAACGCAGACAACUAUAGGCAUUCCCCUGUCACUCCACAAAUCCAGAUGGGUCCUGCCGCCUCCUACCCUGAUGGCAUUAUGGUACACUGUGUGCCAGUAUCUGCCAAAGCCUUAUACCCCUGUGGAUCCAAUGUGCCAAGCCAUCGAAGCCAUACAGUUCAUGAAACUUUGCUGCUGGUUGCUUUUCACUGUAUUGGCAGCACCUGGUGCAGCAGCCUUCUCGAUUGGUCUCUUCUUAGUGGCUGUCUGCAGUUUGGAUGCUGUGAGUGCACUGUCUCUCUUCGUCAUGUCCUACCCCAGUCAUGCAGGAAGAACCAGCAGACUGAAAGACCCCUCUUAUAAAGACGAGUACAAGGACAAGGCAAGUAUACAAUGA
Pterocles gutturalis (yellow-throated sandgrouse) is the source of this 2325-nucleotide messenger RNA. RefSeq names its product glycine dehydrogenase (decarboxylating), mitochondrial-like. Gene Ontology annotation, molecular function: glycine binding; pyridoxal phosphate binding; glycine dehydrogenase (decarboxylating) activity. Bases 67 to 2325 code for a protein of 752 amino acids. Gene Ontology annotation, cellular component: glycine cleavage complex; mitochondrion. Gene Ontology annotation, biological process: glycine decarboxylation via glycine cleavage system. The transcript is spliced from 15 exons. The record is from RefSeq and is a predicted model, not a curated record. Lineage: Eukaryota; Metazoa; Chordata; Aves; Pterocliformes; Pteroclidae.